UCAGAAGCAAAACCACACUUCCGAAAAUGCUGGGAGCCGCUCUCCACUCACCGUGGGGCCUCGGGGUCUGGAGCUGUGUUUCACAUCGGAGCACAUCGACCGAAUGGAAUUCUAGUGUUUCGCUGUCAUUUUGAUGUUUUCAUCCAGUCUUCAUCAGAUCUACUGGGUACUUCCUGCGAGAUGGGCGCUGGAGCUCUCACCGUCUGUCAAAGUAAAGCAGCAGUUCGGCUGAAAGAAGACAUGAAAAAGAUUGCAGCAGUGCCACUAGAUGAGCAGAGGAAUUCCACCUAUACAAAGUUAUUUGGAGUCAGUCUCCAAGACCUCCACCAGCAGGGGCUGACUGAGAACGGCGUUCCAGCUAUCGUGGGGAGCAUAGUGGAGUACUUGACCAUGCAUGGACUCGCCCAGGAAGGCCUUUUUCGGGUGAAUGGCAACGUCAGGGUGGUGGAACAGCUUCGAUGGAAGUUUGAGAGUGGGGUGCCCGUGGAGCUGGGGAGGGACGGCGACGUCUGUGCCGCGGCCAGCCUGUUAAAGCUCUUCCUGAGGGAGCUGCCGGAGGGCGUGAUCACCUCGGCACUGCAGCCUCGGUUCAUUCAGCUCUUUCAGGAUGACAGAAAUGCUGCUCAGGAGAGUAGCUUAAGAGCCUUAAUAAAAGAGCUGCCAGACACCCACUACUGCCUCCUCAAGUACCUUUGCCAAUUCCUGACAAAAGUAGCCAAGCACCAUGUGCAGAACCGCAUGAAUGUUCACAACCUCGCCACUGUAUUUGGGCCAAAUUGCUUUCAUGUGCCUCCUGGGCUUGAAGGCAUGAAAGAGCAAGACCUCUGCAACAAGAUAAUGGCUAAAAUAUUAGAAAAUUAUAAUACCCUGUUUGAAGUGGAGUAUGUGGAAAAUGAUAACCAGAGGUGUGAAAACCUAGCGAGGCUUAUCAUAGUAAAAGAGGCCAAUUAUAAGAACAUCCUUCUAACAAAAGACUUCGAAAGAGACACACAAAAGCCAUCUCCAAAAACCAAGAUCCCCAAAUCUAGGAGUGAGGGAUCUAUUCAGGCCCACAGGGUACCGCAACCAGAGCUGUCUGAUGGCGUUCCUCAGGUCAGCCUGCAGCUAAGUCAGAGAAAUUCCUGCUGGGAUGACAUGAAUUCAGCAGAGGAUGCUAAUGCUGCCAAAUUGCCAUCCAGUUCGCAGGAAGAUGAAAGACCUAUGUCACCUUUCUAUUUGAGUGCCCACGUAUCCCAAGUCAGCAACGUGUCGGCGACGGGAGAGCUCUUAGAAAGAACCAUCCGGUCAGCUGUAGAACAACAUCUUUUGGAUGUUAAUAGCUCUGGAGGCCAGAGUUCAGAGGACUCAGAAUCUGGAACAUCACCAGCAUCUUUCUCCACAUCCACCAAACAGCGGCGACGCCAGUCUGAGGAGCAGGAUGAAGUUCGACAUGGCAGCGACGUGGGACUUAUCAACAAAGAAAAUAUUCCUUCUGGGUUCAACAACCUUGAUGAAUGUAUUUUGAAUGCUCAUCAUGAAGCGGAAAAAUUACAUGAAAAUACUUCUGGUUAUAUUGGAGAAAGGGGCAAACCGAAACGUCAGAAAUCCAGUUGCAAACUUUCUGAGCUCAGUGAACAUCAAGAUAGUCUUGUGAAUAUGGAAAGUCUCAAUCCCACACCAUCUCAUGAAAGGAUUGGACCUGAUGAUGUUGAACUGAUGUCCGAUGGAAGCAAAGAAAAUGAAAACGACGGCAGACAGACCCAGCAUUUUGAGGAACCCACCAUGAAGAUCCAGGAGCAUCCCAACGUACCUGACAGCAAGCUGCAGAGGACUCCCAGUGCUGAUGACCAGCAAGAGAGCUUUGUCUCCGGAGCGCCUGAGCUGGACCUGACUGCGUUGUGUGAUGAGAAGAGCUGGGAAGAGCCCGGCCCUGCUUUCUCCUCGUGGCAGCAGGAGAGCGUUCGUGCUGACGAAGCACGCCUCUCCCCGCAGGCAGGGCGCCUGAUUCGGCAGCUCCUGGAUGAGGACAGCGACCCCAUGCUCUCGCCCCGCUUCUACGCUUACGGGCAGAGCAGGCAGUACCUGGACGACACGGAAGUGCCUCCUUCUCCCCCCAAUUCCCAUCCUUUCAUGAGGCGACGCAGCUCCUCUCUGGGCUCCUACGACGACGAGCAAGAGGACCUGACGCCUGCCCAGCUCACGCGGAGGAUUCAGAGCCUUAAAAAGAAGAUCCGAAAGUUUGAAGACAGGUUUGAAGAGGAGCGAAAGUACAAGCCUUCCCACAGCGACAAAGCAGCCAAUCCAGAGGUUCUGAAAUGGACUAAUGACCUUGCCAAAUUCCGGAAACAACUUAAAGAUUCAAAACUGAAGAUAUCGGAAGAGGACCUAACCCCCAGGAUACGGCAGAGAAGCAAUACUCUCCCCAAGAGUUUUGGCUCCCAACUUGAGAAAGAAGACGAGAAGAAGCAAGAGCUGGUAGAUAAAGCCUUAAAGCCUAGCGUCGAAGCCACGCUGGAGUCCAUCCAAAGGAAGCUCCAGGAGAAGCGGGUGGAAACCAGCCGUCCUGAGGACAUUAAGGAUAUGACCAAAGACCAGAUUGCUAAUGAGAAAGUGGCCCUGCAGAAAGCUCUGUUAUAUUAUGAAAGCAUUCAUGGACGGCCGGUGAGCAAGAAUGAACGUCAGGUUAUGAAACCGCUGUACGACAGGUACCGCCUGGUCAAACAGAUCCUGUCCCGAGCCAGCACCGUCCCCAUCAUUGGUUCCCCUUCCAGCAAGCGGAGAAGCCCUUUGCUGCAGCCAAUUAUCGAGGGCGAAACUGCUUCCUUCUUCAAGGAGAUAAAGGAAGAAGAGGAGGGUUCAGAAGACGAUAGCAGCACAAAACCAGACUUCACCGUCACCCUGAAAACCGAUUUCAGUGCACGUUGCUUUCUGGACCAAUUUGAAGAUGACACUGAUGGCUUUAUUUCCCCAAUGGAUGAUAAAAUACCAUCAAAAUGCAGCCAGGAUACCGGGCUUUCAAAUCUCCAUGCUGCUUCAAUACCAGAACUCUUGGAACACCUUCAGGAAAUGAGGGACGAAAAGAAAAGGAUCCGAAAGAAACUUCGUGAUUUUGAAGACAACUUUUUCAGACAGAAUGGAAGAAACGUCCAGAAGGAAGACCGCACUCCUAUGGCUGAAGAAUACAACGAAUAUAAGCACAUUAAGGCAAAACUGAGGCUCUUGGAGGUGCUUAUCAGCAAGAGAGACACCGAUUCCAAGUCCGUGUGAGGAGGCAGCCCUACCUGAGCCACGGGGGCUGGGGAGGCGGGGGGAAUGUGCCCCCCGCCUCCCCUGGCAGAUAGCAGCUCUGCAGGAACUGGAAGGCAGCCUCGGAGCUGGACCCACAAAGGGAGUAGCUCUUCUGCCUCCGGGCCACUGGGAUCAUCCCCAGUUUCCACUGCCUGCCUUGGAAACCGCCUAGAUGGAAGGAGCCCAGCUGCCCCCGUGUAGGAAUUGUGUAAGGGAAGGUCGAGAUCUCCGUGCACCCGAGCGCUCACAGACACACGCUGUAGCGGAAGCUUCGCUGACACUGGCAGCGACGAAUCACUACACUGACACACACUCAUCUACAGAGGCUACACGCUGUUCUUCUCUGGAUAACUGAGACACAGCCUGUUCUCUGUCGGACUGUGACAAAACAAGCUCAGGACUUCGCUCUGUAGAGCGAACUUGCUGUGCACGUCCAAUGCAGGUGCCCGAGAGAGCACGGGCCCAGCCCAGGAGAGCACGGGCUCUCUUUGGACCCAGUCAGGGGGGGCCCUGCAUUGGAGCCCUGUUUGCUGCCUCGACCAUCCUCGUGACCUUUCCACAGAGCUGCGCCUUUCCCCACUCGUGUGAGUCGCUUCCCCUUUAGCUCUCGGGUGGACGGAAGCUGCGUCUGCCCAGAAUGGCCGUGCAGUCCUGUUUGACCGUGUGCUUCUUCGCGACGUCCUCAGCUGAUAGAGAACUGUGAUCCCUGACUAGGGCUGGACCAUCUGCAGAGGACAGAGGGGAUAGAGAAGUAGCUAAUAUUUGUGCUGAUUUUUAAAUUAGGCAGCGGUGAAGAGCCUGGAGAAUCCUUUCCUGAACGUUGACUGCACUUACCAGCCUCAGAUUUUAACAUCAAACACUAAGCGAGGCCAGCAGCCUCUUCGGGGUUUGGUUUGGUUUUGGCUCUAGCCAAACUAAAGGGUCUUGCUUAAUUCUUAGCUUAAGUGUAGAGGAUCGUGAGAGAGAAAGAGCCUGUAUUCUAAGCCUCCUGAGUACUUACCAGAGUUUAAUUUUUUUUCUUUUUUUUAAGUAAACCUGCACUAAAAAUCUCCUGAGGGGUAAGUAUAGCCCUCAGAGCUCAGCCUAAGGCAGAAUCUAAAUCACACUAUUUUCAAGAUCAUGUAUAAAGAGAAAAAAAAUAAUGGUGUAUAGCCAAUUAUGAUUAUAAUUUUUUCAAAGACGGUAUCACAAAACUGUCUAUAUUAGACAUUUUGGAGGGACCAGGGAAUUUAAGACACCAAAUCGUUCAUCUCUUCAGUGUGCUGAUGUUAUCUUGUGAUUUGUCGUUACUUUUUGACUUUCUGUGUUUGCGCUGAGGAAAGUGGGUCCUGGUCCUGGUUCUGCCUGCCCAUCCUGGCCCACGUUUCUGCUCCGUGAGCUCGAGCACAGGUGUCUGCCCACCAGCCGCUGGUUGCCAAGAGAAGGUGUUUCAGCAGGCUCUGCCCUUUGAAGAUAAUGUUGCGGGAUGAACAGGACAGCAAAGGAAUGGUGCCCAAAUUAAGGGAGGGAAGCCCCGUUUACACGAGAUUCUAUCUGAAGACAGGUUAGUCCAUAGGUUCUGGCUCUGCCAGAAAUGCCGAGGUAAAUUUGUUUCCAUAGCAACCAUUUUUGCAGCCCAGAGUCUCAAGGCCCUAGAGGCAGUGUCUUAAUUGGCUUAACACAGAAUACUCUGGACUGCGGUUUUUCCUUUGCUCUGUCGGGAACGUGUGCGUGUUUAUGAGCACCUGCCAACAAAAUAAAUGUCAAGGGUUAUUUAAUAACAAUGAUAAGUAAAAGUAAAGCAUGAGUAAACUUGGCUGUGUGAUUGUAAGAAUCAGAGAUAGCAGAGGCUUGUAAUUUUCCCAAGCAUUUGCUUUUUAUUGUGUUUUAGUCUGGAGCAAACCUUGAAAUAGAUAUUUAUAUUAAGUAUGUUAUCAUUACUGCAUUUCAUCUUUGAAGCAUUGAGUUUGGAUUUUACUUUUUAGACAGGUAUGUGCAAGGUUUAGGAUAAGGGCCUGCUGAGAAGUUUUUCAGGACAGCCGAAGUUUGUCUUGGUGCUGGUAGAAGAAAGCCUGCACAAUCUCAGUGAUCUCCGAUUCAGGGAAAAAGUCCCAUGAAAGACCACAUCAUAUUUCAAACUGGAGAACUAUUUUUUUUUAAUUGCUAGCUAUAAUUUAUUGUGAGCUAAUAAGUAGAUUGCUUUGGUUGCUAGUUUGAAGUCAAAAGAUGAUUAUUCAUUGGCAAGGCAGGGAUCAGCAAUGCCUCUAUAUGUAACAUCAGUGUGAUUUUUGCUUUCUCUCAUCCUGAUGCAACACUUGCAUGGUGACAGAAGAGCCUGUUACAGGGUGUACCUGCUCCCAGGUGUAUCAUUUCUAGCCCAGGACAAGUGCCUCAGGGUUGUGCUUGUGUCAUAAGCAUGGCACUGAGAUUCACUCAGGCCAGCGAUCUUGGCGCCUCCUAAGGGCUGAGCUUAGAGCUAAUGUGGUUGAGCUUAGAAUUCCUCAUAAGGUGACUGUUAAGUUUAUUAUCAGAAUCAAAGGGCAGCCACGGUGCCAGUUAAGUUGGUUCUUUCUGGGACUGCCUAGUUCUCAGUAGACAGAAUUGAGCCCUGUAUCCGGAACUGAUCACAGAUUUAUAAGGAAAAUCAAAAUUUAAAGUUUGUUGAUGAAUUUUUUAAGAGAUUCUUAAUCUGAUCAUGAAGAUGCCAUCUUUCUAAGGGUCUAUUUCUUAAGGCUAUAUACCUCACUACCUUUGAUGGUAUAUCUACAGCUGAACACCAUAAUCUCUUUUAACUGCUUUGUGAAAAUCUGGUUGUAGUCUAAAUUGGUUUUGCUUUCAAGACAGGUCUUCCUGACACACUGCAUCCUGGGGGGUUUUCUCCCGAGGUGGGGAGUGGUAGCUUCUGCACCAAGGUCAGCACCUCCGUGGUAUUCUUUCGUAGUAUCCAUUUGGUUAAACCAACAGGGAGGGACAAAACUGGGCUAAAACGUUAAAGCAGUGUUUCCUCGGAAGGCCAUGGGUUUAGCAGAAGCCAGAGUGUGCUUUCUUUUUCUUUGAUUAAUUCCCUUCCGUUAUAUUUUUUUUCCCCACGUGACCCUCAAAAUCUACUGCAGAGUACGUUUCGUCAAAAGAUAGGCUAAACCUGUUUUCCAAUCUGUAGGUACUGAACUUGUGCAUACUGGCACUUCUUCACAGGGCAGCUGACAGAGCAAGCUCCAAAAGAUGGUGAUCUACGUGUCACAGCCACUUUCCAGAGUAGAGGUCAUGCCCUUGGGGCAUCCACACUCUUCCACCGUGAUCCUUCAUGACAGAUGUAUGUGGAUAAGCUGAGGUCAGUGACAGGUACACACAGAUGUGUAUUAAAAUGAAAUCUAUACAUCUACAACUUCAUACUGCUAUGAAAGUGCAGCUAUGUCUCUAGAGGAUCUCAUUUGGUCUGGAAUCCAGCCAGUCGUGGCCAUGUGCGCAGCUUGAGAAAUCGAUUCGGCAGAUCUAACUCUCAAUCUGAAAGCACCUAUACAAUCCUGAAAAUCAUCUCCGAGAGUGGAUGCAAUGUUAGUAAAUAACGUGGGCCCAGAACAAUGUUUACAUGACAUGUAAGCAGAAAGUAUUUGAAAUUAACAGGUGUUCCUUUUUUAAAAUGUAAACCGAAUGAAAAUAUGUUAUGUACCUUUUUGUACAUGACUGUAUUUUGUAUGAACAUAAAUAAAAUAUUUUUCAUUGUGAA
Molecule: messenger RNA, 6973 nt
Organism: Balaenoptera musculus (blue whale)
Lineage: Eukaryota; Metazoa; Chordata; Mammalia; Artiodactyla; Balaenopteridae
Gene: FAM13A
Product: family with sequence similarity 13 member A
Exons: 25
Coding region: 181-3246 (1021 amino acids)
Biological process (GO): signal transduction
Source: RefSeq, a predicted model, not a curated record